Messenger RNA from Penicillium manginii, 813 nucleotides. Its product is annotated as enoyl-CoA hydratase/isomerase family protein. Lineage: Eukaryota; Fungi; Ascomycota; Eurotiomycetes; Eurotiales; Aspergillaceae. Gene Ontology annotation, biological process: fatty acid beta-oxidation. The record is from RefSeq and is a predicted model, not a curated record. The transcript has 2 exons. Bases 1 to 813 code for a protein of 270 amino acids. Gene Ontology annotation, cellular component: peroxisomal matrix.
AUGGAAAACACUCCAGUUGUGACGGCGGAGUUUUUAGGGAGAACCGCCAUCAUUACUCUGAACAAUCCGAAGAAGCUGAAUGCUCUCAGUCAAGAUGACUAUUAUGAACUAGCUAAACUUCUACGCCAGAUUGCCAAGCGAGAUGAGGUAUUGAUCACGCUUCUUAUCGGGAAGGGUCGUUUCUUUUCGGCGGGCGCCGAUGUGAAUCGUCAGUCUUCCAAUUCCGAAAAAGUCGAACUUCGCCGACAAUGGAUCCCGGCUCUUGCAAUCAACAAUCUGGAACUGGCCAAUGCCUUCUAUUCGCAUCCGAAGAUCCUGGUCACGGCUUUGAACGGGCCUGUCAUCGGGCUCUCCGCAGCCAUCGUCGCCCAUUCGGAUCUCAUCUUUGCCACUCGCGAUACGUACCUUUUAACGCCGUUUUCGUCUCUGGGAUUAGUGACAGAGGGCGGUGCAAGUGUGGCCUUUGUGCGGCGGAUGGGUCUCAGCAAAUCAAAGGAGGCUCUACUGUUCAGUCACAGAAUCAGUGUUGAGGAGUUGCAACAAACCGGAUUCGUGAACUAUAUUCUUGACACCCCGGGUGAUUGUGAAGGAUUCCGUCAACUUGUGCUUCAGGAGUUGAAUUCUCGUGUCGGUGAUCAUUUAGUCGGCUCUAGCAUCUUGCAGAUCAAGCAGCUUCUUCGCGGACCAAGUGACCGCGAGUUCAACGAUCAGGCGAUAAAAGAGUUUUUCGGGGGUCUGGGGAGGUUCGCAGAGGGGAUUCCGCAAGCUGAAUUCGAGAAGAUUGCUUCUGGUAAAAAGAAGCACAAGCUUUGA